This is a messenger RNA of Pocillopora meandrina, 7007 nucleotides long. NCBI's taxonomy places the organism in Eukaryota, Metazoa, Cnidaria, Anthozoa, Scleractinia, Pocilloporidae. The record is from the annotation of a GenBank genome assembly.
AUGUUCUUCGAGAACUGCUACAUAACAUGGGUAAAUCUCUCUGGAAACUCAAUAGGUUCGAACGGUGCUCGAGCAAUGGGGAGCGUCCUCAAGGAAAACCAAGCCCUACAAUGGCUUGAUCUGUCUUUCAACAACUUUGUUGACAAGGACGCGAGACCACUCGCUGAGGGUUUAAAAAGCAGCACAACCCUUAAAUUCCUCAACUUGAGUAGAAACUCAUUUUGCGAGGCAGGCGGAGAGUUAUUAGGUCUAGCCUUGGAGGAAAACAAUAGCAUUACUGAGCUGAAUCUUAGCUGGAAUCAUUUGCGGUUAAGGGGAGCUAUCGCCAUCUGCAAAGUCAUGGCAAAAAAUAGCGCCAUCAAAAUCCUCGAUCUGUCCUGGAAUGGUUUUGCCGACGACGGAGCGGAAGCAAUGGGAAACGCGCUGAAAAAGAAUGAUGCGCUUCUUGAACUGGAUCUAAGCCACAACCGCAUAAGUGGAAAAGGUGCGUUUGGAUUAGCUAAGGGUUUGGAAAUAAGCAGAAGACUACGAGUGCUGAAGAUUGGAUUUAAUCCUUUCGGAAACCCUGGAGCAUAUGCUUUCUUAAAAGCAAUCGAAGGAAACCCGAAUUCAGCCUUGGAUGAAAUCCAUCUUGACAACAUUACUUUGAAAGAGAACUUUGAAAUCCUCCUGGCAGAGUUAAUAAGAAACAAGCCCGCCUUACAAGUCACCCAUGCUGUUUCUAUCCGUGACAGAAAAAGAGGCUCCGAAGCCGGUUACCAUGACGACCAAGGCAAUGACACCGGAGGGCGAGUGAAGCAUGAAUUGCUGACAGCGUUGAAGACGUUCCUGUCGGAGAGAAGACUUCGUGCUCUGGACCUUUUCAACUGCUUGGAUAAGGACAAGACACAGAGUGUGUCUCCAAAUGAGAUGUUUAUCGGUCUGAAGAAACUCAGCGUGCCGCUAAGUGACUUACAGUUGAAGAGACUGAUCCGCGUACUCGACAAAGACGGGGACGGAGAGAUCGAUUAUGGAGAGUUCGCCGCAGUCAACGAAAAAUGACCUAUUUGAUUUCUCCCCAUGAACUUACGUGGGAGACACACAGAUCCUUACCAUGCUGGACCGAGAUCGACAGGUUUAAGUUUAUUCGCUCUGACGAAGAGCUUACGCUAGAAACAACAAAUUUAUCUUGCUUUUCCCCCUCCCCCCCCUUCCCCCUUCCCCCCUCUCCCACCGAAGUAGCAUCACAGUUUCGUUAGCAACUUACCCUCUUUAUUCAUUUGAGGUAAGCGGAUGGGCUCGGAUCCCAUCAAAGAGGUGCAGGAACUUUCUACGAAUGCUCCUUUAUGCCAUAGAGACCGGGAUGAGCUCCGGGAGUAGUGUACAACAAUUCGUGAAGAAAAUACAACGCUUAAAAUCCACAACAGCAUUAUAUAUAUUUGUAUAUAUUUGUUACGAACCGACAAAAUGGCCAGCUCUUAAUUGCAUUAUUAAUCAGUUCACAAAUAUGAUUUUCAUACAUUCACAGUCAUUUAUUUUAUAUGAUGAAAAUACAAACAGCACAGUAAAAGCGAUUAAAAAAACCAAACGAUAACAGUCGUAAGAAAUGUGUUCGGUUGAUGAAACAGGCUACUGACAGGUGCUCUCUGAUCCGCUCCAUUAAAGUGAGGGUAAAACUUGAGAGGAAAGGAAAAAAACUUAAGUAGAACAUAACUGAAAGAUUAACGAAAUUAACUACUAAAAAAAUUGAAGUAAAUAACCAGAUGGAGGGCCGAAAGUCACAGUGUUUCGUGACCUCGGCGUGAAGUGCGUGACAUGUCAUUAAAAAAAAUGUAAAGUUGUGACAGUCUACUUAAGCUCCCAACCUCCCCCCGCCAAGAUUCUAGCUACUCCCCCUACACUGCCCAUGUUAAAAAUUCCAUAAUAAUGAUAAUAAUAAUAAUAAUAAUAAUAAUAAUAUUAAUAAUAACAAUGAUAAAUAUAGAAAGGCAAAGGAAUCGCGACUCACAUAGUCCCAGGAUCCCUAAUCUUGUCAUCGUCGAAAGGCAUUUAAGACAUUAAGAGUUCAUCGCUUGGCGCAGUAACAACGGAGACAAGGCCUACUAACGAGAACAGGAGAACAGGAGAAACAUUCGCAUAACUAAACACUCAACAAUUACUGAAAAAAGCGAGGACACAGCGGUGUUGAGCUCCGGAAACUAACGGCACUUGUGCGUGACUGUCACGAAAUUUUUUUGUUUUUUUGAAGUGUCUUGUAAUACGAAAGCAUUACUUUUCUUGUAUCAAACGGGGUUAUUAUUUGUUGUUGUAAAGUCCCUAGAGUAGCUAAAUUUUAACUUGUGAUACAAGUACAUUCGCCUUCUUCCGCUUGCUCAUGCUCGAUCUCCCAAGGGAUAUAGCCGGUAUGGUUGUCAUGGAAACUACACAAGGAUCCGUGGAAUUGACAGCUCCGUCUCUCGAAAAGAACAUUCGAUCGGUGAUUUAGCAAAGGUAAACAGGAUUUUCGCGUUUGAGGUGUCUGUUGCUGAAAGCUAUUUUAUCAAAGGUAAGGUUAGUCAUCUCUUUAAGUCUCUGAUAUUUUGUUCUGGUAAAAUCAUGAGUCAGAUUCACCAAAAUGCAAUUUAACGGGGCGAUAAAUCUAUAAUCCCUUGAUUUCACUUGUUUGCGAGAACUAAGGUUACAUGCAGAGCACAUAAAAGCUUAUCUUCUUUCACGUUUUCAGCACGUUAUCGUGGACAUUGCUUGGGUUUAGCUAACAAUUCUUUGGAUUAUACUUUAAUUUGAGCUGGAACAAAAGCUUUUCAAUUUGUCUGACAAAAGAUAACCUCCCUCAAGCCGACUUAAACAAUCGAUCACGUUACCCAACUUUACUGAACUGAAUCGAGCUCUCUAAUAAAUGUUGAAGCGUCGAAUCGAUCAUUGAUCACUUCAGAACAUUAUCGAGACCCCAGUGGUACCAGAAUUUCUUUAAUUGAUGACCAAAAUGUAAUCUUGAACUAAGCGGCCGUGAGUCCUUUGAAAUGUCUUAACGGACUUAUAAACCAUGAAUUGACUUUGGUAACACAGCAUCAGCAACAUAAUUACAACACAAGAAAUAAAGCCAAUUUUGAAUUCCCCAGUGUAAAGAGGAACUGAGGGAGACAAAGCACUGCAUAUCAUGCUGUGAAUGACUUUAAUUCACCUAGUUAGGUAAUAGGAGAAUCUGCUAAUAUUAUUACAUUCAAGCGACAUAUUUUAACUUCUUAAUUUAAUUCUCAGUUAUAAUUCCUUUUUUUCUUUUAAUUUUAUGUAUGUAUUUUAGUCUAAAUCUGCGAGGUCCUUUUGAGCUUCGGAAUUCUUCAUGGAAGAACUUGAAAGUAAAACGGCAAAGUUGAAAGUUUUCCAGGGUAAACGAAUAGUUUUUGUAAAAUUCCGAAAAUCUAAUUAUGUUGACUCAAAUAACUCUUUGAUUGUACGCGAUGUCCUACUAAGUCAGUGAACUUGUUCAUCUUGCAACCAACAGAUCUGAACAGGAGGUUGAUGGGAAAUUAGAUUGCAAGCCAAAUUUAUUUUUGGUUUUCAAGGGAAAUCGCUUCAAUCUUGUAAUUUCGGUUGUACAAAAAAGAAUAGUAAUUUUGAGCCUUGAUUGAUUGAGCUGUAUGGCCUCUUAAUUCCUUAUGCAGACAGGGCAAAACAUGUGUUAAAGGAAGGAAAAAAACCAGCUUUUUCUUAAGCUGGUGUUUUGUUAGUGCAAGCCAUUGCAAUUUAUGUUACACAGUUUCCAUGGAUGGUCUUUUGGUCCAGUUCAUGUUAGUGUAUCUGUUUAUGUAAGAGCAAAUUAUUCAACCAGGGAGAUGACAGUUUUAACAGCUUUGGUUUUACUAAGCUAACAAAAGGGCAUAAACAAUUAUUACUCUCUCUCAAAAUCAGCAUAACAACAGUUUGCUCUCUUUCAGCUUGACAAUGCAUGCUAGAAAUGCCACAGUGAAGAAGGUUGACAAGACCUUGCGAGCAUUGAGCUCUGUCACUCUGUCAGUCAAUCCGAAUCAUGUAAAACUCAAACCAGGCACUUCUUCACCUGCAAGUGGCACUGAUGAGAGUGACGAUUCAGAUGGAUGGGAAACUGAUUUAGAGUGUGAAGAGGUACUUGUAAUCUCACUUUGUACUCUACCUAUGAACACUACACUUGACACUACUUCAAAUUUAAAUAUAGUGGGGCUACUUGAAAGGCCCUUUUACAAGAGCCUGGAAAGCCACCAUGAUCUCAAUAGAUUACAAGCAGUCCCUCCUUUUCAGUGAGAUCCUUCACAUGAUUCCAAACAAUUAUGUGACAAAAGAAUUCUGGAAUUACUUUCUGUGUGCCUUGCUCCCAGAGUUCAAAAUGGCAUGCCAGCCACAAUCCCUUUUUUCCCUUUUUUUUCAUGGCCACAGAUUUCACCAGCUGUGAGGGACUGCUUGAAGUCUACUAUCUCACCCCAUUUAUUUUUUCUUUGCUGAAAGUUCAAUUGAUUUAGAUAAGAUUACAAGCCAGCCCUGUUAUUGUGAUAACCCUUACUAAAAAAUUGGCAAUAAAUGUAAUCCAGCCCUGAUUUGAGUGUGGGGGUACUCACUUAUUCAGCCUAAACAGGCUAAAAGAGGGUAUGAUAGCAGGUUCCUGAGUCACGAAAAGGGUAUACAAUCUUUUUGAACUAGAGAACAUGUUUGUGAACUGGAAGACUUAACCCUUUUACUCUUAGAAUCUCGAUAUCGAUUCUAGUUUCUGUUAGCCAUACAUUAUCUUUUUUUAAGCUCUGAGAAUUUGGUUUUAAAUCAAGUGCUAUCACAUGGUCAAUUUUCUUCUUUCUUCUCAAUACCUUUCCACUUGAAAAUGUAUUGAGAUUGUUAAGAGAAAUUCCAUUUUGGUCACUCCUUGUAGUUUUAACCCUUUAAAUCCCAAGAUCUGAUUGUUAAUUCUCCCCUUUAGCUGCUACACAUUUCCUUGUAAAUUAGUUAUGAGAACUUGGUGCUAGAUCAAGAUAGCAGCUUCUACCUGAUAAGUUUGAAUAUUCUCUUUACCUGUUUGCUGAAGAAUGUAUGGAUAUUGUAGGGAGAAGUUUUAUGUUAAUCACUUCUGGGAGUUAAAGGGUUAAAGGAUUAAGAAGAGUACAAGUGUCAAGCACCCCCUUCCCUGCCCUUGACAAUGGUAGACUUCAUUUUUAUUUAUUGUUCAACAAGCACCCCCUGUUGCAACCUUUUCUGCAUUUAUGGAAUUGAUAAAAAAAACUUUGAAAGAAAUUAGUUGGCACUUGCACCCUGACAGGCGCAAUUAAGGACUGUUUCAUUUUUAUUGUUCAGUUUCGGCCACACGCUUAUCGGCUAAUUCAAAUAAUUGAAAUUUUAAUGACAUACAGUAAUAUGUUUGGUCAGGGGUAUGAAAAAAAAGAGGUUUUGGGAUUUUUUAGGUGAACUGGACUUGUAUUAUUCCUUUGGCAUUUAAGGGUUUUUGUGGAUCUUAUGGAUUUUGAGGGCUGUCAGAAAAAACUGUCAGAACAACCCACUUUCCCCCUUGACAAUAUUAGGCUUUAUUUUCUUCAAUUAUUCAACCAUGAAUAGUGGAAGGGGGGUUUUGUUGUGGAGUACAGUUAACUUUUAAUUUUUCUUUGUAAUAUACCGGCGCCCUUCAAUGUGGCGAUGCUGCAAGUGAAUCAAUUAUUUUGUAGGUUGCAUGAAGAUGCAGUCUUGCGUCUAUACAACUCAAUUUCAAACUAGACUCUCUCUUCUUUCAGCUGAAGCCACAGUAUGAUCCAACAGGGCGAACCCUAUACCAGCGUGCUUGUCAGAAACUUGGUAUUGUUCCUGCCUCCUUCUUUAUGCGGCACAUGACAGAGCCAACAGUUACUAUGUCACACCAUGGACUUGGUCCAUUAGGCAUCCGAGCAAUGGCAUUGGCUCUUUUAUACAAUACAAGAGUCACAAGUCUGAAUAUCAGAGACAAUGGUAUUGGAGAAGAGGGAGGUGAGAUUGUGGCAAAACUGCUAAGAGAAAACUACUUUAUAGUGGAGUUAGACAUGUCUGAAAAUCAGCUUGGUAGAGGAGCAGUUGCAGAGAUGGCAGAAACUCUUAAGGAGAACAAUACACUAACAAAACUUGGACUUGCAGGAAAUACCCUUGACGAUAAAGAUGCUGAGGUAAUAUGCCAAUCAUUGCUGGUAAACAAUACCCUCAGCCACCUGGAUCUAAGCUGUAAUAAAUUCUCUAACAAAGCUUGUGAGUUCUUUGCAAAAGUUCUUGAUGAGAACAUUACAUUAUCAGAUCUUGAUCUUAGCUGGAAUCACAUACAAGUCAAAGGUGGACUGGCUCUAGCCAAAGGACUGAGAGGAAAUGUGAAGCUCAAAAGCCUGAACUUGGCAUGGAAUGGUUUAGCAGAUGAUGCAGCACGAUCAUUAGCAGGGGCUCUGCUUGAGAAUGGUACCCUACAAUUCUUGGAUUUAAGCAGCAAUAGGAUUUCAGACACAGGUGCUUUCAGCAUUGCUAGAUGUCUGGAGAGCAAUUCUUCACUAGAAGUUCUACGGCUGUCAAAAAAUAACCUUAAAAACAAAGGGGCUAGCGCUCUUCUGAAUUCCAUUAUAAAAAAUGGAGACAGUAGAAUUCACAAGAUUGAUCUCAUUGGUACACCCCUAAAAGAGGAAUUUCACAUAAUUGCAGAAGAAUCGAGAAAGUUGAGGCAAAUUGAAAUAAUUACAGAUGAGACUCCAGAAUUAAGGCACAAACAAGAAGAACCUGACCCAGGGACACUUUUGCGUAACUACAUUGCAAAGGAACAUGUUCAAAUUGUAGACUUAUUUAGAAAGUUGGACCGAGAUGGGAGCAUGCAAGUGAGUGUGAAGGAAUUUGCAGAAGGGCUGCGGAAAUCUCAGGUUGGGUUAACACAGUAUGAGGUGGACAGAAUCAUUGAUGUGCUUGAUGCAGACAAAGAUGGUGAAAUAGACUACAGUGAAUUUGUUUGCAUACAAGGCGAAUGGAAAAAUGAUGAGAAGGGAAAACGAAAAAUUUCAAAACCACCUCAUUAG